AUGCUGGACAUCAUUUAUCUUGAUUUCAGUACGGCUUUUGAUAAGGUUGUAUGUGAUAUUCUUAUUGACAGUUUGGUAAAAUGUGAUUUAGAUCCUAUUACUGUAAGGUGGAUUGAAAUAAAAGAUAGAGUGGAUGUGACAUGGUACUUGAAAACCUCACAGCUAGCACUGGCUUUAGCUGUAAUCCGCUCAAAGCCACCCGAUCAAAGUAGCAAAGAAUAUACAGAGCACCUGGCCAAGAUUGUAUCUGGACUGGAUUCCAAGUGGAAGUCAAAAGCUGAGGCAUUGGAAGCUGAAGUUCUUCGUUUAAGGCAACAGCUGAGCCAACUUUCUUCAGGACUUUGUUUGGAAAAUAGAAAUUCAACUGUCAUAGGUGCAACAGUGCUAUCUACCAAUUCAGAAGACUGUGCAGACCAUUUUGAAGAUUCUGGAUGUGAUGUUUCAAGUAUCUGUAUUCCUGAUACAGUAGAGACCUUGCCUACAUCCACCCCAAGUGAAUGUGGUAGCAACAGUUGUACAUCUGUUGUUCUAUCAAGCGUGCAUCCACUAUUGCCUCCUUGCCAUGCCUUUGGGACAGAUUACUUGGUUGCUCACAUGCAGUUCCUGCAGCGUUUCCUUGAAGUAAAAAAACUGACAGACACUGGAGGCCUGAGAACAGAUUUGAAAAAUCUUGGAAUUGAUUGCUCCAAAAUAUCAGAUUCUCUCUCUCAAUUAGUUGAUGGCUUGGUUGCUUCAUAUAGCCUUCCUGAACUCCCUUUUUCAGUUUUUCUGAAGCAGACCAUUUUUGUCAUCACGAAGUUAUUAAAUGAUGCCGACUUAUCUCGUCAGAUUGUGGCAAAGUGUUUCAGACAGUUGGAGGAAUCUAUAAAAAGGCUGGUAGCAAUUGUUCUGAACAACACUAAUCUCAAUCGAUUUCAGGUGCAAGAUUCCAUAUCCCAUGCCCUAGUGUCACUGGGUAAAUGCAGCCCAUUAAGGAACUCCACAAUAUCCUUGCUUUUCAGAGAAGUCAAUCGAUUUGCACAUGAGUUGCAGCAUACCAAUGAGGUUCAAGCCAAGUAUGCUAUUCAGUAUGAAAAUAUUUUCUUUCUGUGUAGAGUUUUGGAACAGCUUCUUCAAAGAGGGACGGGACAAGAAAAUGCUGCUAGUUCAGUCAGCGAUGAAGACGAGAAAAAUAAGUUUCUGAAGAACCUUGAUCAAAUUAUUUUUCACCUCUCAGAUGAGUUCCCCUUGUUCUGUAUUUAUUUGUGGCGCCUAGGUACUCUUUUGAAUGCAGCACAAAUACAAACUGAUGGUGAAAGAAAUUGGCCUGCUUCAGAGUAAUAAAUUAUUGUUAAUAAAUUAAAGAGAAAGAGCCAAGCAGUAACUGUGUUCACACAGAAAGUAUAUCACUACAAUGAGCAUGAAAUACUGUUGCAACAGUGAUUAUGCAGUUUUCUUUUUUGGCAUCAAAGAUUGCUUGAGAAGGUCUAAGCAGUUUCAUGGUGUCAGGAGUGUGUUUGCAUGGCAGGACCCUGAGUAAAGUUUGUUUUUAAUAUGAUAUUUGAAAUAAACAAAAUUAUCUCUGACAUUAAAAUUUAAAACAGUAAUUAAAAUAUAGUGUAAUGAGUUGCACAAAAUUAAGAUCUAAACGGUGAAAAGUUUUGCACAUUAGCUUGAUACAGCAACCAUUUAAAUAUGCAGUUAAGUUUUUAAUAUUCCUCGCAGUUAUUUUGAGUGUGUUGGUUUUUCACUGGAGUACUCAAACUUUUUCAGGAAAAAGAUUUGAACAAUUUGCAACUGGAAAGUACUCAAUAACUAUUACAGUAGACCUAUGUUAAUGUGACUAUUCAAUAGAUAGGUAGCUUGGCAAGUGGACUUACUUAGAAACUGCAAUCCUAGGUGGGAAGGUACCUAAAUAUGUCCCCUUGAAACCUGUCGGAGUUACAAAUAUAUAAUAGGACUGUUGUUGAAGAACCCAUGUCUUCUGUUUACUCUAGGACCCCCUGGGAAGUAACAUAUAUUUCUUCAGUCCUCUUGCAGUCAGCAGCAGAUGGCAACAGUAAUUGCUCAAUAAAGCUGUUGUAAUUUCUUAUUUUCCCAUCCAUCCACUUCAACUAUGUUAAUAACACUGAAAACAAAGAAUUUGAUACCGUGUUUGUUUCCACCAUAGUCAUGCUCCCUCCUCCACCCUUCUAUUCUGCUGCAUAGUGAUAAUUCUUCCUGUGGGGUAGAACCACCCAUCCUCCAAGGAGCCUUCUUCCACUGAAAAACCACUUCAGUUGGAGGAAGGCUUCAGACUUUUCUCAGUGGAGUGGUAGUGGUAGUGGUAGGAUGGGGCAGGAUCCACCCCCCAUGAUUUCAGUUGUAACUUUUUGGUACAGCUGCUGCAUAGGUUGGUCCAGUUACUGCGGGGAGGAUUUCCAAAAGGUUGGUCCAGCACAGAAAUUUUCAUUAGAAGGAACCAUGUUGCACAGUUUCUUCACUCAAAUAUUAAUUAAGCAGCCUGAGAGAAUGUUUCGCUGCUGUGAUAACGCAUAAACUGACUCUCAGUGUCUGUGAAGCCAUCACGAAACUGUCCAAAAUUAUUGGGACUUUCUUUUAGAACACAUUGUUCUCUGACUUAGUUUAACAUGUUGAUGCCUAGUUUAAAGUUGUUUUUCAAGAGAGUGUAUGUAAGUUGAGGGUGAUUAGUCCUAGUUUUAUUUUAUUUUUUUAACCAAUGUAAUUUUUGUACAUCUUUUUCAGACUAACUCUUAAUGUAAGCUGUUGCUUGUGUUGCAGUCUAUUUUCAGUUAUUGGUUCUCUUUAUAAUGAUUUAUUCUGUCAUAUUUGUGUUGUACACCACUGUGGAUACCACUGGUUGGUGGAGAAUUGCAGUUUAUAAUUUUGAAAAUAAAUAUAUUCAGUCAAAUUUCACACGUUUUCAUUUACACCAGGUACUAUUUUAACAGCUUUGCAUGCAUAUAUGUGUACAGGGAUUCACCACUAUGAACUGUUUUUUAUCUCUGUGUAGGAAAAAACUAGCUCUUACCUGACCAUCAGCCACUGAAUUGUGCAUUAUAUGUUUGUAUACAUGCAAGAAUGAAUUAAGCCUUUGAAUAGGCAUUUGUUGAUACAUAAUUCAGGAUUUUAAGUGUAACCUUGUAUUGGUCUUAAAUGCACUGAAAUACCAUCCAGAAGUACUGUAGAUGCCCAUGCACCUUAAU
Molecule: messenger RNA, 3185 nt
Organism: Sphaerodactylus townsendi
Lineage: Eukaryota; Metazoa; Chordata; Lepidosauria; Squamata; Sphaerodactylidae
Gene: MEI4
Product: meiotic double-stranded break formation protein 4
Exons: 5
Coding region: 1-1320 (439 amino acids)
Biological process (GO): homologous chromosome pairing at meiosis; oogenesis; spermatogenesis
Cellular component (GO): lateral element
Source: RefSeq, a predicted model, not a curated record